CACGGAACAAGCGACAAAAGACUACCACUGACAGUAAUACUAACAACAAUAUGGCACACGCGUGGGCGAACCUCCCUCAGGCUCUUUCAGCCGCUCUGCCCAAGGCCAACAAGGCUGCGGGCUCAGAUGGCCAGAUCAGAGCUUUCACCAACUCCAAUGCCAUCACUGAGCCGGCACGUUUCGGUAUCAAGGCCGCUGGUGGCAACGAUGCCAUUGUGGUCACCGUCGCCAAAGGCAAGGUCGAAAUCGGCAGCGGCACCACGCAAGGUUGCGAAUUCGUCAUCUCCGCUCUACCAGAACAAUGGCAAGAGUUCAUGAAGCAGACACCGGUGAUGCCAUAUCAGAGCUUCUGGGGCAUGUUCGGCAUGAACAUCAAGCAGGAAGGUAUCGCAAUCGAAGGAGAUGAGAUUUCCUUCUCACGCUGGACCCACAUCUGGCGUCGAGUCUUGGAACUCAUCCACGAUGCGCAUUCCGGCGAAACUCCAGCCGAUACCGAGCCUGAGACUGAUGUGGACCAUAUUGUUGGACGAUAUGUCUAUGUCAAUGUCCCAAGCUAUGGCAAAUGCAAGAUCUUCUACGACUCUGCUGGUGACGGCGACCAAGACAUUGUCUUCCUCCACACUGCCGGAAGCGAUAGUCGACAGUAUCAUGGUGUCCUGAACGAUGAGCGGAUGAGGAAGAAGUGCCGCAUGUUUGCUUUUGAUCUGCCAGCCCAUGGCCGAUCGUUCCCAUACGAGAACUACCUCCCAGGAUUGCACACCAACACUGAGGAUAUCUAUGUCGGAUGCAUCGCCGCUGUCAUCAAGAAGCUGAACCUCAACAGGCCAAUCGUCUGCGGUGCGUCGAUGGCUGGCCAGAUCUCUCUGGCAUGCGCGGUGCGAUACAAGGAAGUUGGAUGCUGUGGUACCAUUCCUCUCCAGGGCGCUGACUACCUCAACAUGGAUCGCCAGUGGAAUGACCAGAGUCCGUUCGUCAACCAGGCGCUCUACAACCCCGAGUGGAUCUACGGCAUGAUGUCGCCCACCGCACCCUUCAAGAAUCGCCAGCUCAUCUGGCACCUGUACUCUGCCCAAGCCUAUGGAAUCUUCCACGGAGACUUGGACUUCUACUUCGGAGGUUGGGAUGGACGUGAUCGCAUGAAGACCAUCGAUACCAAGGCAUGUCCGGUAUACAUGCUUACCGGUGAAUACGAUUGGUCUAAUACACCCGCAAUGAGCCAAGCCACUUGCGAUAAGAUCCCCGGCGGCAAGCAUCAGGCCAUGAAGGGUCUGGGACACUUCCCAGCGACUGAGAAUCCCAAGGUCUUUGUCGGAUACGUUCUUGAGGCCAUUGACCACAUCCAGAAGACUCGAGCCUAGGCGCCAAGUUUGGCCCUGCGGCAUCUUAUGCGUGGCAGAUUGUCUGUGUAUACCUUAGUCCAUGUAUAGCUUAUGUAUGAUGGCAUGGAAAAUUCAAUUAUGGUUCUUU
Pseudocercospora fijiensis CIRAD86 is the source of this 1467-nucleotide messenger RNA. RefSeq lists its product as uncharacterized. NCBI's taxonomy places the organism in Eukaryota, Fungi, Ascomycota, Dothideomycetes, Mycosphaerellales, Mycosphaerellaceae. The transcript is spliced from 3 exons. The record is from RefSeq and is a predicted model, not a curated record. Bases 51 to 1358 code for a protein of 435 amino acids.